UCUGUCAUGUGUCAUGGAUAAAUGACAAUUUGACACUGUUUCAUUGAAAGUUUAUUGUAUUGAUCGCGAAAUAUCCCAAAUAUUUUGGAAAAUUCCUUUCUAACAUAGUUUUAAUAUUAAAAGGACUUCUAUUACAAAACUUCAGUAACUACAGCGUCCGAAGAUGUUGCCGCGACAGUAUUACAGCGAGCAAGACAUAAGAAAACGGCAAAUUGAUACGCUGAAAAUAUUCAACGAUCAUGUGACAGAAGUCAAUGAAAACUCUGAAUACAGAGUGGAAUUUGUGGCUGACGGUAAAAAUAUGAGCUUGUUAGUGAUAUUAGGGCCUGAUUUCCCUAAUGAAAAGCCUUCAAUCUUCGUCAAUCCGCCUAUACCUCACCCUUGGAUCGGAGAAAAUUCAAACCAGGUUGUUGGUGCUCCAGGACUCUUGAACUAUACCUUACAUUCAGAUUUGGGACGUGUAGUCCAAGCAAUUAUAAGGGAGUUUCAGAAAUCUAUGCCAAAAUUCUCUAAUUCUGACGAUGUGUCUAGAAGUAACGAUGUGAGUCCGCAGUCGAAUUAUAGCGGACAGUCGUUGAUGUUUCCGGAGUUAAACGAAUGCUGUAUUGAGGAGUUGCAGGAAAUUUUGCAAAAUACCGAUUUACAGGAUAAAAUAAUAGAAGUGAACCCCCAACUAGUAGAAAUAGACCUUGAGACAGAAGAAUUAAUGACCAAUAUUGAACGAAUAGCCCAAGAGAAUAUUGCAAAGCAACAAGCGUUGGAUGAUUUAAAGACAGAAGUGAUUGACCGUAUCUCAACUAUCGUUCAAAUGAAAAUGAACUUUGAGGAGCUGAAUAGAAAGCAUAUGAAGCUGGCGGAGAUGUACGAUCCUCAUCGGAUCAGGGAUUGCUUGAAGGAGGCUGCGUUGAAGGCUGAUGAGGAGUCUGAAGUUAUUGCGGAGCAGUUUCUUACAGGUCAAAUGCCGGUAGAAACGUUCAUAGCGAAAUUCGCUGAGAAACGGGGGCUCGGUCAGGCAAGACGGGCUCGGGAAGAGAGGAUCGCUCACCAACUGGCACAACUAGACAGAGCCACGACCAAAAGCUAGAAAAAAAAAUCUACACAUUCCAUUUGACAGCUGUCAAAGUUCCCGCUAAUAUUAUCUAAUAUGGCGUCUUUAGUUAUUAUGUUUUUCGACUUAGGGUCGAUUUAUACUAGCGCAGAGUCGAAGCGCAUCGAAGCGUCUUUUCAAAACGGAACAUAACAAAUUCAACCUUAAUUCCGCAGCGUAACGCACACGUUACUUCUGAGAUUUGAAAAAGGCGUGCGCAUUCGUCGGAAUUCGCGCGUCUGCGCGCGAACAAAAUUCGCUAGAAUUCGCUUUGGUUGUAAAGAAUUUGACGCUUUGAUGCGCUAGUAUAUAUUGACCCUUAUUCACGUAAUUAUUUGACGAGAAAGAGGAACACGACUUGUAUUAAGGCGCGGGCACACCGCGAUGCACGGAGAGUUUACCUGUAUUAAGCUUCUCUUUGUUACAUUAACAAUACAUUAGAUUUUUUGUUUGAAUUCCGCUUAUACAUGUAUUUUUAACCACUCUUGAUGUGUGCAAUAUAGCACUCUCGCAUGUUAUGUGCACCUCUGCUGCAUGAGCAUUUAAUUGCGGGCGGGAGGGUGGUACUGCAUACCGCAUGUUAAAAAAUACAUCUAAAAGCGGAAUUAAAACUAAAAAUCUAUUGUAUUGUUAGUGUAGCAUGGAUUUCCGCAAAGUA
Molecule: messenger RNA, 1745 nt
Organism: Spodoptera frugiperda (fall armyworm)
Lineage: Eukaryota; Metazoa; Arthropoda; Insecta; Lepidoptera; Noctuidae
Gene: Vsp37A
Product: vacuolar protein sorting-associated protein 37A
Exons: 4
Coding region: 164-1084 (306 amino acids)
Biological process (GO): ubiquitin-dependent protein catabolic process via the multivesicular body sorting pathway; protein targeting to vacuole; protein targeting to membrane
Cellular component (GO): ESCRT I complex
Source: RefSeq, a predicted model, not a curated record